Ceraceosorus bombacis is the source of this 4428-nucleotide messenger RNA. The record is from the annotation of a GenBank genome assembly. NCBI's taxonomy places the organism in Eukaryota, Fungi, Basidiomycota, Exobasidiomycetes, Ceraceosorales, Ceraceosoraceae.
AUGUCGUCGUCCACUGGAGAGCAGUCGCGCUUUGCGCUCCCUGCCAUCCCCAGCGGCAAGCUCUUCUCUUCAAGCCGCGAUCUGCAUCCUGACCUACAAUCGUCUUCCUCAUCCUCAUCAGCGUCCACCAUAUCAGUGGCACGCAAAGCUUCGCGCAAAUCGAGCUUGGAUUCGCGCAUGCAAGCUGAGCCGAGAGGCUCAGUCACUCACGCUCGGUCAGGAUCGAACAACAACUGGCCUUUUGGAGCUAAUAUCUCUAGGCGGCCCAGUCCCUCGCUCAAACCCCUUCCACACGUACCUAAGACCAGUGCCACCCUUCCAAUACCAUCAAACACGAAGGGAGACGCCGCGGAAUCUAGCAGGACACAGAUUGGUAUGGCUCACGCUUCAGCUCGGAGUGCGACUUGGUCAGUCCAGGAUAGCCCUCUUGCUGACGCGCGCCAAGCGCUAGACUGGCUAGAUCACUCUAUAGACUCCGGUGAUGGAGGUGCGACAGUCUCCAGUCGGGCUCCUCACGACAUCUCGGCCGUAUAUGCGCGUUCAGAUCAAGCGAGGAGAACCACGUCAGAGUUAGACGAGCAGGAACAGCCGACGGGACCAACCUACCUACCUGAAACCUCUACCGACGAGCAAUGUGCCCGCUUCUCGCCGUCCGCCCUUGAUGGCCCGACACAGUCUGGAAUCAUGCAGCCACCAGCAUACGACACGCACGCUUUUCAGCGAUCCCCACCUCCACUCUUUGGUGAGACGAGCGGUGUUAGAGCCAAUGCCAGAGGCCGAGGGCGUGGUGCACCGCCAGCGGCUCCCGGUGGCGGAAGAUUUCCUCGCUGGAGAGGAUGGCUAGAGAAGAGAGCGCUGGAUCGACACUACGAGAGGACUGGAAUGAAUGAUCCCGCCACGAACGUCAAUCGCAAAAAGAGCUGGGGCGCUGGAGUGCAUGAUCCAAACGCGAUCGACGAUGAUGAAACCGAACAAGACGGAGAUGUAAGUACCCACGAUCUGAGCCUUGAUCACUCGAGAGACUGCCGACCUGCAUCUUACAAGCUCGCGGACUCUCAGGAUACUGAGGAGCCUACCGUACAUCCGCCUUUGCACAUGCACCAAUAUGGCUUGCGCUUCAUCCCACACCUUCCUUCCCAGCCGCUCUGUGCCGCUUAUCUCGACUUAGACAAUCCAAAGGCGACUAGCAAUCUUCGGCUGGAUGGCAAUCGGCAGGCGCGCCACCCUCGUCGCAAGGUACUGCUGAUCGGCUUGAACGAAGGCCUUUGGGUAGCUCAGACACGCAGCGCUUCGCAGCGUUCGGGACGAUUGGGCCGACUGGGCCACGAUGAUGCGGCUAGCGGCUGGAAUGGUGACGUCAGAUGCUUACCAGUGAGUUCGGCACGGUGCGAAGCGGUACCUGCUGGCUCGCCGCUGAGUCUUGUAAGAGUGACAGGUUUGGAAUGGUAUGGGCGUUCAUCAACUCGCCAUCCUCAGCUCGCGACCUCCAGAAGGCCCUUCGGCAGCUCAGACAUCAUCCAACGCAGCUUUCUUUGCGCGAUCAGAUAACGGUAACUCUACAGAGCAAGACAUCCUUCUGGCCCUAUGCGCUGCGCCAAGCAAGCCGCACCAAUAUCGUGCGCACUCAUACAAUCGAUCCACCAGUUCUUUGGGGCAUUCCAGCGCAUUCUCCUCGGCGCCUAGCAUCGAGACUCAAGCUCAGAUGCGAGCCGGGCGGUUUGGGACUGGAGGUGGCGGAAGUAGCUCGGGGCCACCACCGCCAAAGGACGGCAUCGUGAAGAUGUGGAAUUUGGAUGAAUUUCGAAGGGUCGUCUCCUUUGCCCUCGAUGCUACUGUGAGUAUCACGGUCUGAAGCUUUGCACUGUGGCCGCUGAUGCUGACUUGAGCCAGCUGUGGUAUGUGGGCUGCUCUUCAGGGUGGGAAACCGUUGGACUUGAGCACAGCAGACGACAAGGGCGCCGCUGAACGCCACGGCAAAUCAAGACUGUCGUCUCGCAUCCGGCAAGCUUGGGCUUCGUUGGGAGAGCCGUCCUCGUCGCGAAAUGUUCGUUCCGCAAGACGAGGUAAUAGCGACGGAGAUGUGGAUCCAUUUUCUGUUGCUGACUCUAGUCUUGAAGCUCAGAAAUCAGCAGAGAUGAAUCCAUUGGCAUCCUCUAGAAGCCGCCGAGCUUCUGGUCUUUCGUUAGAAAGCUUCGCGUCGGUUGACAGCACAAUGCGCCUGGAGUCUGCCGAAGGCGCUGUAAGCUCUAGCAACGCCGCUGGAAGAGCUGACGCCGCUAUUGUGUCGGAGGGCUACUGGACAGCGCUGGAACUAGCAAAGCGAUCUAUUCCUAUCAAUAUGCCAGCUAGUGGUCCCCAUGCGACCACGCACGGGACGCUGGCAGACGAAACAACGGUCGCGGCUUCUUACGCAACGCUAUUUGCGGACGAGACUCUCGGUCCGCGACGCUCUGUAGAUGGGCUAACUGCGGCAUCCAAGGGCAAGGAGAGAGACAUGGCUGCCUAUUCCAAAGGCGCCCUGUUCUUCUCGGUCAUCGAAGCCAGCAAAGGCGCAAAGGCAGCCGGAACUUGGUACCUCGCCGUCGGCACCGCCAAGUCGUUGCUUGUAUUCGAAGCCACUCCGCCUCGACGAGGAUCGGGCAGUCGGUCGUGGAGCUUCGUGCGGGAGCUAUGGUGUCCGCCAACCUUUACGCCAAAAGCUGCAUCGUUUGUAUACUGCAGCACUCAAGCCGGGGCCGAAGCCGUGGGCUCGAGUGAAGACUUUCUCGUACCCGAUUCUCAACGACGCCAUGGUAGCGUACAUCAGACGCGAAAUGUCUCGAACACCUUGCGUCCUCUUCAUGGCAGUGGAGCAGCCGGCCCAAAAGGCUGGGAAGGCGCAGACUUGUCAUUGUUCGUAUCUUUCGGCAAACGUGCAGUUGUCAUUCGAGUCAGCGAUUCAGACGUGCGCGAAAUGGACCUGUCCAGUGGCGCUGGGCUCGAGGACAAAUCUUCGAGGACAAAUCUAGGUCAUUCUGGAAGCGGCCACGCGCACAACAAGCAUCUGUCCGUGGACGGCCUAGCCUCCUUCAGGAAGGCGAAGACCUCCUGGGUUGGAUUUGAGCCGGUGCAUGCGUGCGUUACCAUUCGAGAGGAAGAGACUGGCAACAAGGAUGUGGUGCCUUUGGUACGAGCGGGGUCACGGCAAGCCUCGGCAUCUGGACAGACAAGCCCCGCACCCCAUGCGGUGAAGUGGGACCCGACUGAAGCUGGUGCUGAGAGAUCGCAGCGAUCUCCGACAGCCAGAGACUUCCGAGGAUCCCGAGACAAGCGAUUGCCGAAUGCUCCUGCGCCGCAAGGACUUUCAUUUGAAGCUCGUGAACAGGAUGAAAUCGCCCAACGGCUCGCAGCGGUGCUUGCCGAAUCCGACAGCGAUGAGAGCGAGGAGGAGGAGGACUUUUCUUACGCUACGCCAAACACUCUGUCACAACAUGAAGGGGUCACCCUGCGAGAUGCUGGCUUCUCUCAGGAGAUCACAGCUGUCGAAGGCGUGCAAAGAGGGAUGCAAGAACCGAGACGCCCAAAACGUCAGAUGUCCAGUGUGCUUAGCAGAAGCGCGAACAGUCCGCCGAGCGGUACACAGCAUGUCAUCCAAGCGAGCUUGGCUCUCUUCUCGAAGGGCGCUGCGACGGAGAUUCUUCCGCUUCCGCUUCCCGCGAAUUUGACUUCUUGUCGUCCUAUAGCGUCGCUAAAAUGGACCAGCACGCCGCAGUCCGUCACAGCUUGGGCGCGGAUUGUUGGUUUGGAAAGGGCGAGGACGGCCGGUGCAGCGCAUAUCCUGGGAAGUUCGAGCGCUACAAGACCAUCAAGCCGCGAAAGCAAUGGCGAAGGGCUACAUCAGGUCACGCUGCACGUCAGCGUCACUCUCGUCGCUUUUCUACCGUCGCGUAUAGAGAUGAAGCGCGUCACAGUGCGCAAAGAAGUGGAACUUCCUUUCCAGUGCUCGAAAGAUGCGGAGCUUUCCCUAAGCCCUCCGCCACCCGCGUAUCUGGACGACUUGAAGGUGUCUGGCCCUGUGCUCGACUCUCGACUUAGACCAACGUUGGGUGAAAGAUGCAGCAGCGCUGAGGUGGAACACGAGGUGAGUCCAGAUCUGCUCAGGUCUUGCCAACAGACUCUUGCUGACUGCUGAGCAAUCCUUGGCAGUACCUCUGUGGGUCCCUUCUUGUAGCGCCUCAAGCCGGGGGUUACGCGCCUACAGCCGUUGGCCCUCAUCCCUGGCGACCAAACGAAGCAGCCGGUGAUGGAGGAGUGUGGGGCUUUGAUUGGCGCGGAGGAGAGGUGAGCAAGUCGUACAGUUCCUGCAUCAGGGAAAGCGAGCAUUCUUUGAUGUCCAAAUUUGAAAAUCCGCAGGAUUAUCGCCUGUUCUACGUCGGAGCAGAGGUGUAA